This is a messenger RNA of Trichoderma reesei QM6a, 582 nucleotides long. RefSeq lists its product as uncharacterized. The transcript has 3 exons. Gene Ontology annotation, cellular component: cytoplasm; membrane. The record is from RefSeq and is a predicted model, not a curated record. Lineage: Eukaryota; Fungi; Ascomycota; Sordariomycetes; Hypocreales; Hypocreaceae. Bases 1 to 582 code for a protein of 193 amino acids.
AUGGACUCCAAAGUCACGGCCGCAACCGUCCAGGCCACUGUGCUCAACGCCCUCUCGGGCGUGUUUGCGCAAGCCAUUCUGGCAUAUCGCAGGGGGACAACGGAUGGCAUCGAUCUCUCCUCCAUCCUGCGGUUCAUCGUGUACACGGUGCUCACGACGCCGCCCAAUUAUAGGUGGCAGGAGUUUCUGGAGCGAAUGUUCCCAACCACCACAGAGCCAAAGCAUCACAAGUCCCUCGAUGACGAUUCGAACCAGCCAUCGUCGAAUGCUGUGACAGGGCCUGGCGGCAAGUUGAAUAUUGCCAACACGGCAGCCAAGUUCAUCCUGGAUCAGGCACUCGGGGCGCCCAUCAACACGCUUCUGUUCAUCUGUCUGAUGGGCCAGUUGAGCUCUCAGAGCUACAAUCACAUCGUGAGCAGUGUCAUCAGCGACUUUCGGCCAAUGUUGUUUGCCGGCUAUCGAGUGUGGCCCGUCGUCUGCCUGCUGAACCUGGUUGUCGUUCCGUUUGACCACCGGCAGCUUGUUGGAAGCAUUGCUGGGCUAGGUUGGGGGGUGUUUCUCAGCCUCAACCAGGUCAAAUAG